ACCAUAAGGAGUCCGGUGCCUCCUCCCUCAUCCAAAUCACCCUCUCUGCACUAUAAUUGCUGUGUUUGGGUCUAUCCCGUGUCCCCUCCGUUCACCCACAGCGGUGUCCUCCCCGAGAGAAGCAGUGGACCCUCACACAGCCUCUCAGUUGCGCCGGUCCCAGGCUGGUGCGUCCCGCUGCGCACAGCAGCGCACAGUUUCCAACACUGCACACUUCACACGCGCGCUCCGGAUUUCUCCAAACCUCAGGACGGCUGGUGGGAAAGAGAGCUACAACUUUACGAGUCAAUAUGUUUCAUGCCUGGAUGACAGAGGAUCGGUGACAGGAAGUCUCGGGGGAGUUCAGGUACAGCAGGAACAGGAACGAGUCUUGGCUCCCCCCCUCAAGCAGUUUGCGCAAGGUGAUACAGCAGAGGCUUCUGUUGUGGCUGAUUGACCGGACGGCCGCAUUACAUGGAUUUCUUCACCAGCUGUCACUUAUGAUGUUAUCUGUUACUCUUUGAGCUCGUGUUAGUUGCUCUCCCCGUCACUUCACUCCCAAACUUCAGUCAGUGGAUCAUUUUGAGAGCGACAGGAUGGGAUCGCAGACCGGGGCAGCUCUGCAGAAACAGACGCUCCUGUGGUUCAUUGUAGUGUCUCAGUGUGUGUCGGCACUGGGGUGUGGACCCCACUAUGAAUUUGCCAUCGAAGAGUUCUGCCUGGCCAAAUUCAAAUUGGACAUGCAAGAGCUGGACCAGAGACACUGGUGUAGCUGGGAGGACACAGUCGAACUCUACGGCGAGCUGACAAAUUGCACGUACCUGGUGGCGCUGAAGAUGGAGUGUUUCUGGCCUAACAGGCUAGUGGAUGAGUUCUUCAUCCGAGUCCACAAGCAGUACUUCCACGACUGCUCGCUGUCUGGACGGCUUCUCAGGGAUCCACCCAACCGCAUCCUGGGUCCCUUCAUUGUAGUGCCCAUCCUGGUCACCCUCCUCAUGACGGCCCUGGUGGUGUGGAGGAGCAAACGCAGCGAGGGGAUUGUGUAAUGAAGGGAAGGAGGGGUGCAGGAGGGGCCAGGGUCACGAGACUCAAAAUUCACACCUGGAAGCUGAACGAGAUAAACUUAGAAACUACUUCAGUGAUGACUGAAUUCACUGACUGAACGUUGCAAUUCCCAACUAUUGUUACACCAAAAGUCUAACAUGGAUUGAAAUCAUUUCUUUGGGUUACAGAGCAAAGAGGAGCUGAACUGCUCACCUGAAUCUGAUGAGGACCAGCACAGUUGCUGGUGGAAAGAAAUUGUAAAUAUAAAACAUCACUUCAUUGAGAGAAGCUGCUUCGAAGAAUUUUGGAUGUGGUGAUAAUGCUACACUACACAUACAAGAAUUUAACAACUAUUUUUGGAGACCAUGAAAAUAACGAUUACCUACCACAGCAACACAGGAAUGAAAUGCAGUGCUGAACUUUCCCAGGAGACCUAUUUUACACUAUGGCUAGAAUACAACAAGACAGUUCUGUUAGGGAACCCAGGUCUAUCAGAUUUUAUGUGUAUGUACAUAUACCAUAAAUAUACAUGUACAAUAUGAGAUUAAUCUGUCAGUGGAUUGUCAGAAUGUUUAUGUCACACAAUAAAAACAACAACUCAUAGUACACUAAAUUAAUUUCUCUCAGAUGCAAAUUUUGUUUCCAUGUGAUGCAAAGAUACCUGAUUUUAACAGAUGUGUAUUAUAUUUGAAAUAUAUACUCUGAAUUAUGCAGAUGGAUUAUGUUCACACUGUCAGUGGGAGUAGAACAUGUCUGCUUUUUAGUUUUCAUUUCCUUCCCUCUGCUCAUAUCAGACACCCUGGCAUCAUGUCCUCAAUCUCUUGGCAUACCUACAGCUCAAUCUCUCUUCUGAAUGGGAAAACAAAGAUAUGUUUCUAUAGCAUAACACAUAGUGAACCAGCUGUAAAAAUGCAGGAGAUGAUGAUGUCACAGACUAAAGAUUGGCAGAUGUGCAGUACAGGUGAGCGACAGCACAACACAGAGACGACGGUCACUACGCAGGGGUCGAGGCCCCAAUUUGGACGUGUUGUGAUGAUGUUGUGUUCUGCAGCUUCCAUCCUCCAUCACCAAGGAAACUAAAAUGAAGAAAUGCCAGCAGACACACAGGUGGAAGUGGUUGAGAGUGAAGCCUUUGAAGGCCAACAUACACAGGCAGAAGAACUGCUGACAGUUAAUUAACCAAAAAUUCUUUCAGAUUUCCUUUGUUAUCAAUGUUGUGUACCAUAUAGAAAAGCACUAUCCCAACUAUUGAUCACAUCCAAUUGAGGCAGCUAUGUGAAAAUGUUGAAAGAAUACAAAAGAGAAUAAAGAGUAGAAAAUUCACAGUGGAAAAAUCACAAGUCUAACUACAGAGAGAACUUAAGGCAAUGGAUUAGCCAACGCACAUCUCUGCUGAACAUUGCCAUAGCUUAAAGCACAGUUUGUGUAUAGUUUGUGUAUCAUGGACAUUAGGUUUCUAUUGAUUUUAUGAUAUCCCAGUGUGGUAGACUGUGCUGUGUGAACUGUUUCCUCAUUGAUAUUUUUGAAUGCUCUCUUUCCUUUAUAGAUUCAUUGACCUGUAACCUGCCUGUCAGCAAAACACACUUUAAAACACACCCACACUUCCCCAACAUGAUCUUACUUUGUGCUUUGUGCCAAAAGCUCUUGGAAAACAAUGUUUGCUAUGAAAUGUCUAAAUUUCUGUUGGAGUGACUUGUAAUGUUUGAAUUUUAAAAUCUAAUAUCUGAAGAAAAGUUAAAUAAAAUGUGUGAUUAAUGUGUCUGAUA
Siniperca chuatsi (mandarin fish) is the source of this 2789-nucleotide messenger RNA. It is a transcript of the gene ramp1, whose product is annotated as receptor activity modifying protein 1. Gene Ontology annotation, molecular function: coreceptor activity. Gene Ontology annotation, biological process: calcium ion transport; cellular response to hormone stimulus; regulation of G protein-coupled receptor signaling pathway. The transcript has 3 exons. Gene Ontology annotation, cellular component: membrane; signaling receptor complex; cell surface. The record is from RefSeq and is a predicted model, not a curated record. Lineage: Eukaryota; Metazoa; Chordata; Actinopteri; Centrarchiformes; Sinipercidae. The coding region runs from base 576 to 1025 and encodes 149 amino acids.